CCUCCGCCGUGUCCUCCACCGCACCACCGCCUGCCGGCUGAGUAGUGACUAGUGAGUACUGUUCUCAAUUUGCGUUCUAUAAAUUCACUUGAUUUUGUUUCUGUCGAAAAUCCGAUCAUGGUUUCAACGGCGGAUUUGCGCUCUCGUUGCGGCGGCGGUGGCUUUGAGGAUCGAUUUCCGCGGUGGUGCUACUACUACACUCCACCGCCGUCGUCGGCGAGCGUUUGCCGGUCAUUCGGCGGUCGGUCCAUGCGAACUUUUCGGUCUAACAUGUUUCAAGCCGAGCGGAAGUACUGUGAGGUUCCAGAGAAUUCGAUUCCGGAGGAGGUAAAUGUCGCCGGCGGUGAGGUAGCGGAUGGAGUGGUGAGUAAUGCGAAAUGCGUGUCGGAUUCGGAGAUUGGUGAUGCGGUGGACAUAUCAGGUCCGGUUAGCGAUUUCUCGGCCUGUUCGAGUGACAUUUCCGGGGAGCUUCAGCGUCUGUCGGCUCUACCUGAUCCAGGAUCGAGUCCUGGAGCGAGUUCCAUGUCGGAGACGGAAUCGAGUUCAGGAGUUUUGCAGAUAGAAAGGUUCUCGACGGAAAUUAUCGAGAGCAUGUCGCCGGAAAACCUUCAGUCUACCGUUAAACUCUGCGUGGACGCCUUGUGUUCGUCGUCAAUUGCACUGAAACGUUCCGCCGCGGCAAAGCUAAGGUUUCUGGCGAAAAAUCGAACGGAUAAUCGCGCCUUGAUUGGUGAAUCCGGAGCAGUACCAGCUCUGAUUCCACUCCUUCGUUGCUCCGAUCCGACGACGCAGGAACACUCCGUCACGGCGCUGCUUAAUCUCUCCCUCCAUGAAAGCAAUAAGACCUUAAUAAUCGACGCCGGCGCUGUCAAAUCCCUAAUCUACGUCUUGAAAACAGGUACCGAGACAUCCAAGCAAAACGCCGCCUGCGGUUUGCUGAGCUUAGCUUCGACCGACAAGAACAAACUCUCAAUCGGUGCAUCCGGCGCCAUACCUCCGUUGGUUACAUUACUGAAAAACGGAUCAAAUAGAAGCAAAAAGGACGCUCUCACUACGCUUUACAAGUUGUGCUCCGUGAAAAUCAACAAGGAGAGAGCAAUAGCUGCAGGAGCCGUGAAACCGCUUUUGGUGCUCGCCGCGGAAACUGACACAGGUCUGCCAGAGAAGGCUAUGGUGGUUUUGAGUAGCCUGUCGUGGAUUGAGAUGGGAAAGGAGGCUGUAGUGGAGGCGAAUGGAAUCGCUGUGUUGGUGGAGGCUAUUCAGAGUGUCAGCGACAAAGUGAAGGGAUUUGCAGCGCUGACUCUGCAACAGUUGUGUGAGGAAAGCGUUGCCAACAGGGAGUUGGUUGUGAAGGAAGGGGGUAUUCCGCCAUUGAUGUUGCUGUCACAAUCUGGUACAGGGAAAGCAAAGCAAAAGGCUUCAAUACUUCUCGAAUACUUAACAGAAUCAACAAUGGGAGCAUCUUCUUCAACUUCUUAGGCAAUUGUUUUGAAUGGUUUGCAUCAUCCUUCCCUUUUGAGAACUCUUCCAAUUGGCUGUUCAUAUAUAUAGAGAGAGAGCAAAUAUCCAAUGAAUGCGUAUCUGUAUAGAGUGGAUAGUUAUUAAUUAAUUUCAACAUUUUUGGCACCUAUCAUUGGUAAUGUCCAUAUUUUGAACUUAUAUAAAAUCCAUUUCCCGUUUUGUUGACA
Messenger RNA from Andrographis paniculata, 1688 nucleotides. RefSeq names its product U-box domain-containing protein 4-like. The transcript is spliced from 2 exons. Bases 118 to 1479 code for a protein of 453 amino acids. Gene Ontology annotation, molecular function: protein binding. NCBI's taxonomy places the organism in Eukaryota, Viridiplantae, Streptophyta, Magnoliopsida, Lamiales, Acanthaceae. Gene Ontology annotation, cellular component: cytoplasm; nucleus. The record is from RefSeq and is a predicted model, not a curated record.